Molecule: messenger RNA, 4372 nt
Organism: Ogataea polymorpha
Lineage: Eukaryota; Fungi; Ascomycota; Pichiomycetes; Pichiales; Pichiaceae
Exons: 1
Coding region: 1-762 (253 amino acids)
Biological process (GO): nucleotide-excision repair; double-strand break repair via homologous recombination; DNA replication
Cellular component (GO): DNA replication factor A complex; chromosome, telomeric region; site of double-strand break
Molecular function (GO): DNA binding
Source: RefSeq, a predicted model, not a curated record
AUGAGCGGAUAUCAACCGUACAGCAAUUACACCUCUGACGGGACCGGGUACGGCAACUACAAUGGAAACGAGACAUCCAGUUCUCAGACACGAUCUGCUGUCACUCAGUCUCUCAUUCCGGUCACUAUAAAAGAGAUCAACGAUGCCAGCCAGUCUGGACCAGAUGCGCCUUUCCAGACCCAUGGGCUAGAACUAUAUUACGUUGCCUUUGUGGGUAUCAUCAGGGAACUCGAUGCAUCUCAAGCUCAAUCAACCAUGUUGAAGAUUGAAGACGGAACAGGAAUGGUGUCGGUGAGAAAAUGGAAUGACGAAGAAGGGAAUGAAUCAGACUCGUUUGCGAUCGGCGAAUAUGUUAAAGUGGUGGCCACCAUCAGGGAAUUUUCGGGCAAGAAACAGAUUCAGACACAAACAGUCCAAAAAAUCAAAGAUUUCAACGAGAUUCCCUACCAUUUCCUCAGUGCCAUCAAAAUCUACCUUGACAACUCAGGAUCGACGAUAGUUGGAAAACAUUCCAAGACUGAAAAUGGGGAUAGUUCUCUUUUUGUUGGCAAUGGAAGUGGUGAUGGCGCAAACUCUCCUCUUGAAAAGAUUUUUGAGUUCGUUCAGGAAAACAGUGCUGUGAUGACCGACGGUGUUCCUCUUCAGCUUAUUGCACAGAAUUUCAACAUUUCCAUUGAAGAGGCAGAGUCCAAGAUUGCCACUUUGGUUGACGAUGGCAGAAUCUACAAUGGCUCCGACGACACUAAUUUCUUGGCUGUGUAAGAUACUUUUUACGUUCGCGAUAUGGUUUUUGACAUUUACUCGCUCUUAUUUUUUGUCAUGUAGUCAGUCACUCUGGAUGUGCCACAAUAGAAUCCACCAACUCGCCAGACUUCGCUGCAAAAAAACUUGCCCAUAACUCAUCGUUGGAAACAACUUCGCCGCCGCUGACCUUUUUAUCAACAAGACCGUUUAAUGUUUUGGAUAGCUCUGUGGCAUCCACCAAGUCAUCGUCCAAGUAUUCAACAGUAGAUUCUGGAUGGCUUCUUCUGCGCACAAGUUCCAUCCUCUUUUUGGUUGAGAGAAUAGCAAUAGACUCCUCGACAGAGUUUUCAAUGACAAAGUUCCAAACUUUGGUCUCUUGAGACUGGCCAAUUCGAUGAAUUCUACUGAUAGCUUGCAGCUCCAAAGGCAGAUUGACCAGCGGCUCGCACAAGAACACAUGAGACGCGUUCGUGAGAGUAAGACCGGCAGCCUGCGCCUUAGCAUUUAAGAGGAAACACGUGAUUCGCGGAUCUCUCUUAAAUUUGUCAAUCUCCUUGCUGCCAAACGUGCUUCUUCCCUUCUUAAUAUUAGGUUCACCAUUGGUCACAUCUGACGAGGACAGAAAACUGAUGCCAUUUUGACGCAACGCUCUUCCCAAGAAUUUAAGAAAGUCUGUCCAUUGUGAAUAAACAAGAAUCUGAACAUCUGGCUCCAUCUGUUUCAGGUAAAUUAUCUGUCGAACAAUCAUGUCCACCUUGGAGCCAUAAUUUUUCUUUAGUUCAAUUGACGAAAUUUCUUUCAGCAUUGUUGGAUCUAAAGACUGGUAAAGUCGGGAAAGAUCUCUGUUGACCUCGCUCUUCGGCUUUGACUCUGUUGAAUCUUGUGAGUCUGGCAUCAUCCCUCCUUUCAAUUCCUUCCGAGUGACGGUGAAUGAAUACAGAUCGGAAGCAUACAACCGUUUUUUGCACAUUGGACAAGUAGGAUGCAGUCUCAUCCACUCUCCCAGACAAUCUUUGCAGAAUUGAUGGCCACAUGUUGUGAGGGUACCCACUAUUAUGGAGGAACGACAAAUAACACACAACUUUUCAUUUUUGGAUUCUUUUUCAACGUCCUCGGAAGAUUCGUCCAUGAUACUAUUCAAGUAAGUCAUUCUGACUUUACUCGCACGCACUGAAUCUUGCAUAGCCCGGAUCUCUAAGGCUAAACCUCGUAGAUCCUGCUCUGCCUUUUCUAAAGGGGUCAUAUUAGGGGAGACAGCAGGUCUAACAGGAAGGUACUUAGCAACAAUAUCAGACUUCAUCUGCAACGACUUGAAAUAGGUAAUUUUUGAGUUAAAUGUAUCAUUUAGGAUUUCAAAGAGCUUGGUUCGGAGAUGCGCAAUAUUCUUUCUUUGCAAAUCAAACUCUUUCUUGAUCACUGGACUGAGACUAUUCAGGAACUCGUAAUCACUUGACAAAGUGUUGCCGCUUUCAUCAUACUUCUGAAAAUCAAGCACUAGAUUUUGGGCGUCUGUUGUUAGCGUCCGCAGGCAAAACUUUGAGUUGUAAGCCCCUUCAGGAAGAACAGCUCUUCUUAUUUUGUCCAGAUGAAGGUGGAGAUCAUAAUUUGUGGGCUGAUUCACAUUUAUGAUGAUCUUUUCCUUCGCAUUCUUUCCUCUUUUCUGAGCUGAAUCAUCAAAAGAUAUCAUUGCAUUCUCUCGGUCCUCAAGUAUCAACUGUAACUCUUCUAAAUAAGUAUGUGCAAGCUCUUGAUUUAUGAGAGAAGCACCGUAUUCUUCACCUGUAUUCUGAUUAUCGUCAUCCUUAGUGACCGGCUCCUUCAGCAGAUCUACCAAUUUAGAGAUCCAAACAUUGAUAAUAUGUCCUUGUAAAUCCAAAUCAGAUAUUGCCUUGAAAAGUCUCUCGUAGAACAUUUGUGCAUGCAUUGAAUGACCGUAAUUGUCACCCAAAUACACCGAUUCGGUAUUACAAACCUUCCAAAGGUCAUUUGGAAUGUCCAAAUCAAACUCUUUCAGGGUAGCAGCAUAUGUCUUCUUGUGUGCGUUAUUGGGAAAUUUGUAUUUCGAAUAUGUGCUGAUUUUAUCAAUAAGUUUGGUAAUUGCCUCAUUAACCUUGACAAUAGGCUCUUGAAGAAUCUGUGUGAGUAAAUCAUCUGCCUUUUUGUAAUAUUCGUUUUCAAUCUGGUAAUGCAUUUUCUCAUCUUCAGAUAGAGUAUUCAAGUCCACCUCUUCAACGGGAUUUAGAACAUCUUCCUCAACAUCAGAAACAUGUCCUUUGCUAUUGAACGCAUCUGGCAUUGGCCGCAUGGGCCGAUAAUGCUGAUAAUGCGAAGAGGCAUAAAGGAAGUAAGUUUGGUACAGGAGUUCCAACCACGACCGCAACCUGGCGUUGUUUUCUUCACCUGACUCUUGGAGUUCCUUAAUUUUCAGCUCAAUGUCCGGAAUUAUCAUUUCAUAUAUCUCCAUAGACUUCUCCGGAAGUCUCAAAAACUCAUAGAUCUUUCCUCGUCUCAACUGCAGGCUGUAUAUGUUUCUUUCGCCCGAUACAUACUCGUCAAAAGUGCUUUUCUUGAGAUUGGAAAGAACAUCGUCCAACGUUCCCAAAAUCAUGCCUGUUUUGUCGCUUCCGUUAUCGUCACCAAAAAAUAUCCCUCCUAGUCUACGCCUAUUGCUGGAGCUCGAUCCCAGCUGAGCAUGACAGCACACCUGACGCAGCCUAAUCAGCCAAUGGCGCAUUGUAGUAUAAUAUCUUGCUGGAUCGUAGUCAUCAACUACUGGUUCGCCUAGUUCAUUAAGUCCCACUUGGCGAAGGAAGUUUGCAAACAGGUUAUCAUAAUUAUCACGUUCAAUGACACUGAAUGGCAUCCGGAGCAAAAUUCUCCUUUGUUGAGGGAGCUUGAUUUGGUCUGCCACCAUUUUUUUCGUGUGACGAAGACAGAUCGUUUUGAAAAGCCUCUGGAAUUGGAAAUAUGGAGCUUCUGAUACUAUACUGAGCCACGGAGAAGUCUCCCCGGUAAUCGAAUAUAAGUCAAUGGGGCUCAGCCUCAAGAAACUUAAAAGGGAGUAAAGAUCAUUUAGGUUAUUCUUGAUCAGCGUUCCUGAAACACCCCAAGAGUGUACGCGAGGAAUGAUCCUUGCAAAUUUCGAGGCAUUUGUAGCCAUGCUUGCAGUCAUUUGCACUUCAUCAAGGACAACUCUCCAGAACUCGCAUAGCAUCAGCGGCGAGGAGUAGUCCGUCCUUUCGUAUUGUGUGUCCUCAAAUUCCACCUCAUCAGGCUCCCACUUGACUCCUGGAGUUUCCUUGUCAUCAGCGCCCCCAUGCGCAAGCUUUAUUCUCUUGGCACACUUCCGUGUAGGUCUUGAAACAGGCUUGAAGAUGGCCCUAUGAAGUUCUCGCGAAACUGUAUGAUAAGAUACGAGUACUAUGUCAUGUUCUCGAAUCUUGGCGGCCAUAUCAGAAGGUGUGAGUCUCGUAUUUGAGCUCUCGGCUUCCCUCUCAUAGUUAUAAAUACCCUCGUAUAUCAUAACUUUCAAAGAUGUGGAAAUGUCCUCAAUUUCCUGUCUCCACUGACCGAUGAUGGACUGCGGACAAAUUAUUAAGGUAGUUUUGGCCUCCGUAAUGUAUCUUCC